Rotaria sp. Silwood2 is the source of this 3252-nucleotide messenger RNA. The record is from the annotation of a GenBank genome assembly. NCBI's taxonomy places the organism in Eukaryota, Metazoa, Rotifera, Eurotatoria, Philodinida, Philodinidae.
AUGAUGAUGGAUACUACUGUCGACACAGACGGUACAGCGUUUAUUUGUCCUGAAUGUAGUUUCAAUGGUACAAGCUUGCCUGAAUUAAUUAGUCAUUUAAAUGAAGCACACAGUGAAGAAACAGCCAGUAAAAGUGAAGCACCACCAAAAAAUGUAUCAUUAUUAUCAAAUGAAAAACGAUCCAGACGUAAACCGGCAUUUAGUCAUCAAAUUAUUUCUCAAGCACCACGGCAAUCAUUACCAAUAUUUAAACAAUCGAAUGUCGAUCCAGGCUCUAUUCAUUUUUGGAAUCGUAUUAUCGCAGCAGAUAAAAAUGAUCGAAGAUUUACUGAGCCUAAUGUAAUUCGAAAUGAAAAUUUUGUGCAUUCAAAUCUUACUUCACAACGACCAAUAGCACCAAAAAGUGCCAGUAAUAGUCCAACAAAACCAAUUAAUUCCACUCCUAUUCUUCCAUCACCUUCCUUUUAUUCAUCAGCAAUACAACCAAUUCAAAAAAAUUUUCAAUGUCGAAUUUGUCAUUUAACUUAUAAAAAUUUUCAUGAUUGCACAGCACAUAUACGUCGAAAACAUGAAAUAAGUCAUGCACAAGCCGGUCGAUAUGUUGGAAAACUUGACACAAAUGUACCAUUACCACCAUCGGCAACAGGACAUUAUAAAAUUCGUCUUAAAGUUAAAUCUUUACCUCCACAACCACCACCACCGACAACAACAGUUGAAAAUUUUACAAAAGCAUAUCAAUGUAAAUAUUGUUCAUAUACAACAUCUUGGUUAAAAGAUAUUUCACAACAUGAAAUACAAUGUCAGAGAAAUUAUUCUUCACAUACACAAGAAGCCAUCAUACACAAUAAUAAUAAUAAUAAUAAUAAUAAUAAUAAUAAUAAUAAUAAUAAUAAUGACGACGACGAUGAUAAUGGUUUAUCAGCACUUUUAAUUGAUAAUGUACAAUCAUAUGGUGAAGUUCUUCCAAAUGGAAAUGAUGAAAUGAUUAUGAUUGAGGAAGAUAUUGAUGAUGAUGAAGAUGAUGCUCUUUGGAAAUAUCAACAAGAAAUCAAUAAUUUACCUGAAUCAACACAAAAUAAUAAAAAUUCAUUUACAAAAUCUUUUAAAAAAUUUCAAUGUCCACAUUGUGAACAUUCUUCACCAACAUUAACUAAACUUAAACUUCAUAUUGCAACACAUAUUAAUAUUAAACCAUUUAUGUGUUCAAUUUGUGGUUGGCGUGCAAAUCUUCGAUGGUAUAUUCAGUGUCAUGCAAAAAAACGACAUCCAAAUCAAAAUUUUGAAGUCUUACAAUUAUCUCAUGAAGAAGCUGAACAAACUAUAAAUGCAUAUAUGAGAGAACGUGCAUUUGAUACAAAAUUACAUAGUCGUCAUGAUUCCAAACAUCAAUAUCAAUGUUCAUUAUGUCAAUUUCGUUCAAAUCAUCCACGAUAUAUAGAACAACAUAUUGAAGCAAAUCAUACAAAAAUGAUUAAACCAAAUAAUAAUCAUACAAAUAUAAUUUCAUCUGAUACAAAUUCUCAACAUUUAUCCAAUUCAUCAAAUGUUGUUUAUCAAAAAUUUUCAUCACAUCCUAAUUUUAAUCCAAAUCGUUUAUAUUAUUGUUCAUUAUGUUAUCGUGGUUAUCGUUGGCGUUAUGAUGUUAAACGUCAUCAUAAAACAAUGCAUGAAACAUCAGAAGAUGAAUUAUUAAAAAAUCGAAAUUUUCAUUAUUUAGAAUAUAUUCCACAAAUUGAUAGUCUUAUAUCAGCAACAAUGUCAAGUAUAAAUAAUCAAUUAAAACAUGAAAAUGAUAUUGAAGAUGAUGAUGAUUUAAAAAUAAGUAUAGCUGAUGCAAGAACAGUUGAUGUUACUGAUGAUGAAGCUGCUGCAUUAUUAAUGAUUGAACCUAAUAAAUCUGAUACAAGUCAAAUUGUUGUUGAUGAUCAUCCUGAAGAUUCAGUUAUUAUAUUUGAAGAUGAUCGAAUAGAUAAAUCAACAUCAUCAGAAAUACCAAAAUCAUCUUCUCGUCCAUCAUUUAAACCUUAUCGUUGUCCAUAUUGUUUUUAUCGUACAAAUUGGCGUACAGAUUGUUUACGUCAUAUACGAGCACGACAUAAAGUUGAACCAAAUUUAAAUGGUUAUUAUGAAAUGUCAAGUGAAGAAGCUGAAAAAACCUAUGAUGAAUAUGAACGUACAUUUGGUUUUGUUGUAUCGAAAAAAGUUUUAGCUCGUUUUACAGAUUUUCGUCAAAUUAAAUGGGAAGAUUUAAAAAAAUCAAUUUGGGAAAAAAUUAAAGAUAAAACUGAAUUUGAACAAUGUAUUUAUGAUCGUCUUCGUCCAGAUAAUUAUACAUCAACAUCUGCAUUAGAAACAUCAACACAACCACUUAUUGUAACAAUACCAAAUAAAAUAUCAAUAUUAAAACCUAAAAGAAUAUUUACUUGUAUGGAUUGUGCAUUUCAUUCAUCGAAAAUUCAUGAAUUAGAUAAACAUAUUUGUUCAAAAGUUCAAAAAUCUCAACAAGGAAAACCUCAUGGAAAAUUUGUUGUUUCUUUAUAUCAAUGUACAAAAUGUUCAUAUCGUACAGUAAAUACAAAUUAUGCCCGACAACAUAUUUAUCUUCAUCGAUUAAAGCAUAAUAAGAAAAAUGUUUUUUAUUAUUGUUCAUUCUGUGGAUAUAAUCAUCGAUAUCGAACAAAAAUUAUUUUACAUAUUGCAAAAAAACAUUCGAAAAAAAAUUCUUCAAAUAAUUUAAUUCCAUGUCAUUAUGCAUGUGAUGCUGAUUUUUCAAUACGACAAACAAUUUUAAAGAGAUCAUUUAUUGAACAACAAUUGAAAAAACCACGAAGUUUUUAUUGUAUUUAUUGUCCGUAUAUAUCAACAACAAUUCUAGAAUAUGAUCAUCAUCGAUCAUGUCAUCAAGAGAAUUCAUUAAAUAUAUAUAAAUGUCAUCAUUGCUCAUUUGCGUCAAAUUCUCUAGCAUAUACUAAUCAACAUAAAUUAAUUCAUUCGAAACAAGCUCGAUCAUUAUCAUUAGAUAGUGAUAUGAAAAAUUUGAAACAAAUUCCUGUAUCAACAAUUUAUAAAGAAACUCUUGGUAAAAGUCAUCGUUAUAAUUGUCCAUUUUGUAAAAAAUUUGCAUCAAGUUAUUCAUCAGCUGUACUCCAUCAUAUUAAAAAUGUUCAUGCUGGAAACAGUAAUCAAUUUCAUGGUAGUUUAAUAAUCGGUUCAGAUAUGGCUAAAGAAAUACUUUUCUUAGGAGGUAAAUGA